CGUCGGACAUACAGAAGCUAUGUGAUGCGUGAUGGCCGCUCUCCACUUCCUUUUUAUGGCGGACGCCUGAGUUCGCUUGAUGUGCUUAUGUGUAAAGAAGACUAGUUAUAAGUAAACCACAAGAAUGUCUUUAUCUACGGCUCGCCCGUUGGUGAGCAUAUACACCGAAAAGUCGGAGGCUGUGAAGGAUAAGGUGCUCGGUCUGCCUUCAGUCUUCAAGGCGCCCAUCCGCCCCGAUGUCGUCAACUUCGUGCACCAGCAGAUGUCGAUGAACCAUCGCCAGCCGUACUGCGUUAGCAACAAAGCUGGUCAUCAGACUUCUGCUGAAUCAUGGGGUACCGGUCGCGCUGUCGCCCGUAUUCCACGUGUCCGUGGUGGCGGUACCCACCGCUCCGGCCAGGGUGCGUUCGGCAACAUGUGCCGUGGAGGUCGCAUGUUCGCUCCGACCAAGCCAUGGCGCCGCUGGCACCGACGCAUCAACGUCAACCAGCGCCGUUAUGCUUUGGCAUCCGCGGUCGCUGCGUCUGGCGUGCCUGCGCUCGUCAUGAGCAAGGGCCAUGUCAUCGAUCAGGUCCCUGAACUGCCAUUCGUCGUCUCCGACAAGGUGCAGGAGCUCACCAAGACUAAGCAGGCGGUUAUCUUCUUGCGCAGGGCUAAAGUUUGGGGUGAUAUCCAAAAGGUUUACAAGUCGCAGCGUUUCCGCGCUGGUAAGGGUAAGAUGCGUAACCGUCGUCGCAUCCAGCGUCGCGGUCCCUUGAUCGUCUACCACAAAGACCAGGGUUUACGCCGUGCUUUCCGCAACAUCCCCGGCAUCGACCUCAUCAGCGUCGAGAAGCUUAACCUGCUGAAACUCGCGCCCGGUGGUCAUGUCGGCCGCUUUGUCAUCUGGACUCAGUCUGCAUUCGAGAAGUUGGACAAACUGUUCGGCACCUGGAAGAGCAACUCGCUCGAAAAGAAGGGCUACAAUCUGCCCCAGCCCAAGAUGGCCAACACCGACCUCUCCAAGUUGUUGAAAUCCGAGGAAAUCAAGAGCGUUCUCCGUGCGCCACAGAAGAAGGUUGAACGUCGUGUACGUCGUCUCAAUCCAUUGACUAACGCCAAGGCCAUGCUCAAGCUGAACCCGUACGCGGCCGUCCUUAAGAGGCAGGCUAUUCUCGCCACCAAGAAGCGCGCGCUCCUGAGGGAAGAGGAACUCGCAAAGAAGCGUGGUAUCAAGCUGGCCGCUGAUCAUCCAGUGGUGAGGUCCGCCAAGAUGCAGGCCAAGCGGCGAGCGCAGAUCCUGAAGGACAGGAAGAAGAAGCCGAAGACUGCGAAGAAGGCGGCGCCGGCGAAGAAGUAACCGCUUACCACAUCAUAUGAGUUUUAAAAUUAUUACAUCUGUGGUAUCAGGUUAUUAUUUGUAUCUAAAAAAAAGUUGAAAAUCGG
Dalotia coriaria is the source of this 1425-nucleotide messenger RNA. RefSeq names its product ribosomal protein L4 (gene RpL4). Gene Ontology annotation, biological process: translation. Gene Ontology annotation, molecular function: structural constituent of ribosome; RNA binding. Bases 125 to 1339 code for a protein of 404 amino acids. The record is from RefSeq and is a predicted model, not a curated record. Gene Ontology annotation, cellular component: cytosolic large ribosomal subunit; ribosome. The transcript has 6 exons. NCBI's taxonomy places the organism in Eukaryota, Metazoa, Arthropoda, Insecta, Coleoptera, Staphylinidae.